Nymphaea colorata (pocket water lily) is the source of this 1547-nucleotide messenger RNA. Its product is annotated as mediator of RNA polymerase II transcription subunit 27. Gene Ontology annotation, biological process: regulation of transcription by RNA polymerase II. Gene Ontology annotation, molecular function: transcription coactivator activity. Gene Ontology annotation, cellular component: mediator complex. The coding region runs from base 154 to 1398 and encodes 414 amino acids. NCBI's taxonomy places the organism in Eukaryota, Viridiplantae, Streptophyta, Magnoliopsida, Nymphaeales, Nymphaeaceae. The record is from RefSeq and is a predicted model, not a curated record. The transcript is spliced from 7 exons.
AGCACAUUUCAAUUUCCCGGAUGUCUGCGAACGGAGGCUUUUGCAAGUUUUCUUUAUGAGAUACUGGUGUAACUAAGCACCAAAAUUUCUCUCUCUCUCUCUCUCUCUCUCUCUCUCUCUCUCUCUCUCUCUCUCUCUGGGCGGCCGGAAGGAAUGGCGUUGGAGAGGCCAGACCCCGGAGCCACGAAGGCGGAGGCACCGCCCAAGCAGGUGGCGCUAGCUAUGGAGCAGCUGACGGAGGCAGCGCGGAUCAUCGCCGAUAUCAGGGUGGGGGCCGACCGCUUUCUGGAGGCGCUCUUCGUGGCUGCCUCUGCCCCUCCCUCCGCCCGACCCAUCCACCUUAUCCAAGGCGAGGAGUCGGCUAUGCAGGAAAACCUCCAGAAGCUCCGAUUAAUCGGGAAAAAGCUAGAAGCAUCUGGAGUGUUAACUGGGUCCAACCGAACACGAGGAAGUCCUUGGGGUUUGCACAUGCCACUUGUUUGUCGUGAUGGUUCUGUGGUUGCAUAUGCUUGGAAGCGGCAACUGGCUGGUCAGGCUGCUGCUUCAGCGGUUGAUAGAUCCAGGUUAGCUCUCAAAGCGUUUGCAGAUCAGAAGAAGCGCUUCUUUCCACACCUUGAAGAUGAGAUGCACAAUCAGAAGCACUCUGGGGAGUUUGGUGCUUCAAAGAAACUUGCCACCUCAGUAUCAUCAGUGGUGGUUCAUAAAGAUGAGCCUUAUUCUGAAAGAAGUUUAUCUGACAUUCUAAAUGACAUAGAAGCAGAAUCAUCCUUCGCAAAAAUCUCUACUUACCAACGUUUGGAUUGGUUAAAAAGAGCCUCUUCAUUAUCUCCAUCAGCAAAUGAACCCCCUGGGGAGACCUCAAAAGAAAACAAUGUCCAUACCUCAAGUAAAAUACGGGCAGAAGUGCAAGGUGCACCAGCUUUGGAUCAAAUUGCAGUCAUAGAAUUGUUGGUUCCGUCUGUCUUCAGAGCUGUAGUGUCACUAAAUCCAGCUGGCUCCAUCAACCCUGAUGCAGUUGCCUUCUUCUCCCCAGAUGAGGGUGGUAGCUAUAUCCAUGCACGUGGUUCAUCAGUCUAUCAUGUAUUUCGAAAUAUCACGGAAUAUGCAGACAGGGCACUUCAAUAUUUUCUUGGUGCUGAAGGCCAUGGAUCACUUCAACUACUUCUGCGUUGGAUUUGCAGCUACCACACACUGUUUAGCAAGGUUUGCAGUAAAUGUGGGCGUCUGCUAGCUUUGGAUAGGCAAUCUUCCUUGCAUCUGCCACCGGUCUGUCACACUUAUCGGCAGUCACAUGUGACUAGAACUGGUGCAUAUUCCCAGAUGCCUUCAACACUGAAAGACCUGCAUUCAGAUCCUCCGAAGGCAUAUCACUUUGGCUGUUCUCCAGAUGACAUCUAGGUCUGCCUGAUCGAAGUCCUCCGCUAAGCACCGACCUGUACCUUAGUUGACUGAUCAUGCUAGAUGAAACGCAAUAUUGGAUGUAUAGAAGUUACAGACCCUAACGUGAUCUCUGAUAUUUGGUUGCAAAGCUUCCUUUAGUUCAUUUU